This is a messenger RNA of Lachancea nothofagi CBS 11611, 882 nucleotides long. The record is from the annotation of a GenBank genome assembly. Lineage: Eukaryota; Fungi; Ascomycota; Saccharomycetes; Saccharomycetales; Saccharomycetaceae.
AUGUCUGUUCAUGAGUUGGGAGACGUGAGUGCGCAGAACGAAGAGCGUACAAAUUCCAACGAGAACACGAAGGAAGAUGUAAAUACUUCGAUGAAAACUGGUGAUCAAGGGCCAGAUGUUGCUGAAGACUUGGUCCCGGACGUUAUCCUUCCGUCCAACUUCAGCAAAUGCUCUCGAGGCGACCUUGUGAUUUUGAUUUCAAGGAUGCUAUCUUUCCUCAUUCAGAUCAACGAUUCGGCCAUUAAGAGUGAGCAUAAUGAAUUGACGAGAUUUCACUCUAGAGUACCGCCACAGAUUUCCGUGUACGAUUACUUGAUGCGACUGACUCGGUACUCAGCUUUGGAACCCGCUGUCUUGAUAUCAUCCGUUUAUUACAUCGACCUGCUUUCAGCCAUAUAUCCAGCAUUUUCCCUCAAUUCGCUUACUGUGCACAGAUUUCUGCUAACUGCUACGGCCGUUGCGAGCAAAGGGCUUUGCGAUGCAUUCUGUACCAACACUCAUUACUCCAAAGUCGGAGGUGUUCAAUGCAGUGAGCUACACGUACUUGAAAAUGAAUUUCUGAAGCGGGUGAACUACCGAAUAUUACCGCGAGACGACAACAUUUUAUGUUGCAAAAUGGAAAGACAAGAAGGCUUGUUUGUCACAGAUACCUACCCUGAAGGAAAUGUUCGUGGACCAAACAAUGGAUUCAAUGUUCUCGAUACUUAUUACCGAAAGAUCAUAGAAAUCGUGGGCAGCUAUGACUCAUCACCCGAUAAGACUAAGAAAGCGCAUUACUCGAUGGAGCCGUUACUGAAAAAACAUGAAAUCGAACCAUCUAACAAGAAAAGAGUGCUUGAGGACUCUGAAAUCAAAACUAACUCGAAUAAAAAGCCAGCUUAA